AUGCAUGAUGAGAUUCAUGUGGUUCUGAAAUUUGCUGCAGGUUUGGUGAGAAACACCGUUCGUUCCGCUUCUUACAAUGUCAUUCUGCAAGUUAUGUUUAGGAUACUCACCUUUAUGAUGAACGGCAUUCUUCUACGCUACACCACAAAAGAUAUGAUCGGAAUUGUGAAUGUGCGAUUGAUGCUUCUGAACCAAACUAUCGUGUUUGUAGCGCGCGAAGCCUUCCGUAAAGCUUGUCUCAGCAAAACCGCAGACAAGAGGUGGGGUCAAGUCAUCAAUCUUCUUUGGUGUGUAUCCCCGCUGGGAGUUCUACUGUCGUCCGUUCUUGGUUAUGUAUGGUUGUAUCUUCUUGAGAUUCCUGAUCCAGUGAAGAUUCCAAAUUAUCCUUUAGCGGUUAUUGUUUUCGCAGCCUGCGGAUCAAUUGAACUCUUGUCCGAGCAACUCUGGGUUGUUGCUCAAGCAUUUGUGUUUUUACGGCUCAAAGUUGUCAUUGAAGGCAUUGCAAACUUUGCCAGAUGUGUCAUUACUCUUGGACUAGUAGUUUUCGUACCAGAUCUUGGGAUCAUUGCAUUUUGCAUUGCACAAAUGGCAUUCUCGCUUUUAUCAAUGGUUCUCUACUAUGUGUACUUCAUAUACUACAUUAACUCUAAUCCUAAAGAGAAACUUACUGCUGCAAACGACUUCCCUCUGAAAUCAGUACGCGAUUUUUUCCCAAAAACUCUAACUGACAGGAGUUUUGUGAGUUUAGGACUGGCUCAUCUGACAUGGAGCUUUUUCAAACAAUCCUUCUUAAAGAAGAUCUUGACAGAAGGUGAACGCUACAUCAUGACACUGUUCAAGGUGUUAACUUUUUCUCAGCAAGGAAUUUAUGAUGUGAUUAACAAUCUUGGCUCACUGGUUGCCAGAUGUGUGUUUAUGCCAAUUGAGGAGAGUUACUACACUUUCUUUGCUCACACCUUGGAAAGAGGGAGCUCAGCUGACCAGCAAUCACCAAAAUCAGCAAAAAUGGCCUCUGAGACACUAGAGGUUGUUCUAAAGUUUGUCGUUUUAGUCGGGUUGAAGUUUUUGGUAUUCAGCUACAGUUACUCCUUCCUGUUAUUAGACAUAUAUGGAGGUGCUACUCUCAGAAGUGGAGAAGGUCCCUCUCUGCUGCAAUGGUAUUGCUUGUAUGUGUUGAUAAUUGCUGUAAACGGCAUGACGGAAUGCUUCAUGUUUGCUGCCAUGAGCAAAGAUGAUGUUGACUCAUAUAAUUACAAGAUGAUGGUAUUCUCAGCAGUGUUCUUAGGGGCGUCCUGGUAUCUCACUGUUCUUGGUAGUGUUGGCUUUGUCAUUGCCAACUGUCUGAACAUGCUCCUUCGGAUUUAUCACAGCCUUAUAUUCAUCCACAACUAUUUCAAGGCAGCCCCUCAUCUUAAACCUUUACAAGGUCUUGUGCCGUCACCUCUAGUGUUAGUGGCAUAUGCUAUCUCCUGGGCU
Molecule: messenger RNA, 1476 nt
Organism: Orbicella faveolata
Lineage: Eukaryota; Metazoa; Cnidaria; Anthozoa; Scleractinia; Merulinidae
Product: man(5)GlcNAc(2)-PP-dolichol translocation protein RFT1-like
Biological process (GO): dolichol-linked oligosaccharide biosynthetic process; glycolipid translocation
Cellular component (GO): endoplasmic reticulum membrane
Source: RefSeq, a predicted model, not a curated record